Molecule: messenger RNA, 3425 nt
Organism: Asparagus officinalis (garden asparagus)
Lineage: Eukaryota; Viridiplantae; Streptophyta; Magnoliopsida; Asparagales; Asparagaceae
Product: protein FAR1-RELATED SEQUENCE 7-like
Exons: 5
Coding region: 263-2122 (619 amino acids)
Source: RefSeq, a predicted model, not a curated record
GAGAAGCCUUAUCGUGUGCCAUAGCAGCAUUUCCCCCAUUUUCCCUUUUCCCUCUCUUUCUUUUCCCUCUCUCUCUCUCUCUCUCUCUUUCAUUCCGUAGCAUUACAGCGAUAUUCGAUCAAUUGAUUCGAAAAUUUCCUUCUGAGAUCCUCAUAUCGAUCCCCUUUGCAGAUGGAGAAAACCCUAGAACCAUUUUUAAGUAUUCCAAUCAGAGCCCUAAUAAAUUCGAGGUGUUGAUUGAACUAGGGUUCUUGGGGCGGAGAUGGAGGGCCUCAUGUUUUCCUCCCCCAUGAUCAUUUCUCCAGUUGAUGUGGAACCUCGUAUGGAGGAUGUUGAUGAAAUGAUAGAAAAUUCAGUUGCACGGGAACUAUUUGCUUGUGAAGGAGAAGUCUUUGAACCAUAUGAAGGUAUGGAAUUUGACUCCGAAGAGGCUGCUAGGGCAUUUUACAAUGCAUAUGCUGCUCAGGUUGGUUUUAAAGUACGUGUCAGUUCAUUCAUUCGAUCAAAACGUGACAAAACAAUUAUCUCUAGGCAACUUGUCUGUUCUAGAGAAGGUUUUCGUUCAGCUAAAGAGUCAAAUGAAGAAGGAAAAUGUAAGCGUCCUCGAAUGAUAACCAGGGUGGGAUGUAGAGCUAUGAUUAUGGUGAAGAAGCAAAUUUCUGGGAAAUGGAUAGUUUCCAAAUGUGAGAAAAUUCAUAAUCAUUUACUUGGGACACAGGGGAAAGUAGUAAUGCUGGGUUUUGAUCCCUAUGCACGUGAAGGUGAAGUGAUUGAAAACCCUAUACCACGGGAUUCCAAUUUUUACAACAGAAUGAUGGAUAAUCCUCUUGAAAUGGUAAUUGUUCCACCUGAAGGGGAACCAGAUCUUGAGCCACAUGAAGGUAUGGAAUUCGAGUCUGAACAGGAAGCACAAACAUUCUACAAGGAAUAUGCUAAGCGUGUUGGAUUCAGAGCACGUGUUAGUUCUUAUUACCGAUCAAAGCGUGACAAUUCCAUUAUUUCGCGGUUGAUUGUAUGUUCUAAAGAAGGUUUUCGUGCAAAGAAAGAUGAAAGCGGCAAAGAUAAACUUCAACGGCCAAGAGCCAUUACAAGAAUUGGUUGCAAGGCUAUGAUUAUGGUGAAAAGGAGAGAUUCAGGAAAGUGGAUUGUUUCAAAACUAAUAAAAAACCAUAAUCAUUUACUGAUUCCAAGGACAGAGUCGGGUGAUGAGCAUUCUGAAGCUGAGGAUCAUGAGAUGGUCGAGACAGAGAAUGCAUUAGUUGUUCAGGGAGAUUCUAUUUCAGAACCAUAUGAAGGCUUGGAAUUUGAAUCUGAAGAGGCUGCAAAAGUAUUUUACUUAGCUUACUCUAGACGAGUAGGCUUCAACAUGCGUGUUAGUACAUAUUAUCGCUCAAAACGUGACAAGUCUAUCAUAUCUCGGCUGUUCGUAUGUUCUAAAGAGGGAUACUAUGUGAAGAAAGAUGCAGCUGCUGAAGGUAAGACUAAAAGACCUCGUGAAGCUACAAGAGUAGGCUGUAAAGCCAUGCUAAUGGUAAAGAAAAGUAAUUCCGGGAAAUGGGUUGUCUCUAAAUUUGAGAAGGAACACAAUCAUGCACUUGGAUCGAUGAGGAAAAAGAGGCGUUUACAGAAACGAAACUUUUUUUCUGGUAAUAUGAAGAAAUUAAAGGACAAGACUGAACUACAGCAUACUGAUUUGGAAUCUGCAACUUCACGAUACAACAGCCUUUGUCGUGAAGCCAUCAAGUAUGCAGAAGUCGGAGCAACAUCUGCGGACUCUUACAAUGUUGCACUGCAUGCUCUACGUGAGGCUGCUAGAAAGGUUGUAGCUAUUAAAAAAAGUGUUGGAGCUGAUCAGAAACUUGGUGGUGGUUCUAGUAAUGUGGAGGAAAAUGUUAAUACAGGCCUUCAGGUCCGUGCUGCAAUUCAUCAGAAUUUCAACAUGAGCACACAUCCGUCAAAUCCUCAACCAAAGCUAAGCUACGAAAGGCCUUCUCAAAAGUUAAGAAUGUGCAACACAUGCAAGCAACCUAGCAAUCAUACUGGUUGGACUUGUCCAACUGGGCAGGUAAGCAGAGUUUCUACAGAACCAGCAGAUACUCCAAUGAGCCAAUCAAUGAGUUAACUGACAGGUGUCUGUUGCUCUUGGCACAAUGUAUUAUAGAGCCUUACUGAUGGGAUAUUACAUGGAAGCCAAUUCAGUCAUGGAUUGAUACGUCGAUGUCAAAGGCUAUGUUCGAUGCUUAUUGUAGCAUACGGAGCAUUUUGUACAGUUAUAUGAAGGUUGCUAAUAAACGAAGGGAUAAUUUCAGGUUCGAUGUAGCAGUGUUGAAUGUUGGAUCUGGUAUAAGGAAAAGUUGUUGCAUGGUUCCCGUCAGUAACUAUAGAUCUGUACUAUGGACCCUUGGUCAGUGAUAGCAGAAGCGAAACAAAGCGAAGUAACAGGCAUAAGUGUGGUUAACAGUCUGAUCCUUUUUUAACCGCCUUGUCUCUUGUGUUUAUUCUCUCUUUCGGUGCAAAAUAAAUGCAUUUCCCCUCUUCAUGGAAUCUGAAUGAAGCAGGGUUUUAUUAACGCUUUACCUGCCUGUAUUUUACAGUUGGGAGAGGGUGCAGCGGGGUAGAGUGACAAUCCUAUCAGAACACCCCACUAUAGGGGGUGAUCUGAAACUUACAAUGGGACUAAAGGGGGGCAUUUUGGUUAUUUAAAUUGGCCCAGAUCCUCCUACGCUGUGCGGGAGGUUUCGAUAGGAUUGGUGCUCAGCGGGGUAGAUGGCUUUUAAAGUUUGUCAGUAUGUGCAGCAAAGACAUCAUCAUCCUGGUCCGUGCCUUGUUGCGUUGGCUUGGAUUCAAUAUCAACUCUAUAUUAUACUGUUAGCAAGUUAAGGAAAUGAUGCUCGUAAGGUCAUCAAUGAGAGAAGAGCUAUUUCCAUUUUCCCAAGAGACCGCUCGCCUUUCAUCCAAUUCAAUUCAUGGGCGAGAAUUGGGAAACAGUAGACAGAGAACAUCAGUUGGGUUGGUAGGGCCUCUUUUAGACUUGUUCACCGUUACGAGUUCAUAAAAUAGUUACUAGUAUGGGUGUCGCUGCUACUGAUGUUGCUGCUAAUUUUCCUCCCGUUUGAGUUGAAAAUGGAUAAAGAUAUAGGCUGGCAAAUAAAUUAUGAAUCAACUCCGCCAUUGAUAGCUUCACAUGGCCUCCUAUCCAUUGUUGGAAAGAAUAAUGUCCCCUGGCCUCAAUUGGAUGGCCCUCUCCAAGCUCUUUUUAGUCCUGCUGGCUAGUCCAGUUUAAAUAGUCUUUUUCCUCCUAUCAAUUGCUUUUUACCCGUUUUUGGCAUGGUAAUUUUGGUGGUCUUGUUCGUGAUUAUGAAAGAACCUGCACAUCUUUCAGCUUUAUUUGUUACGAGUGUGUUACUUAAUUUAUUUUAAGCCUG